Molecule: messenger RNA, 1093 nt
Organism: Chelonus insularis
Lineage: Eukaryota; Metazoa; Arthropoda; Insecta; Hymenoptera; Braconidae
Gene: MED7
Product: mediator complex subunit 7
Exons: 3
Coding region: 240-923 (227 amino acids)
Biological process (GO): regulation of transcription by RNA polymerase II
Cellular component (GO): mediator complex; core mediator complex
Molecular function (GO): transcription coregulator activity
Source: RefSeq, a predicted model, not a curated record
AUGGCGAUAACAGUUACAGCUUGUCUGAGCUCAUCUAGUAGUUUUGUUUUAAUUUUAUGAUGAUCUGAGUUUUAUUUCACACACUGCUAGCUGUUUUAGGUAGAGUUGGGGGUGGGGAAAAGGAUCAAUCUAUUUUUGGCAACUGAAGAAAACUGAAGUGAAGUUUUAAACGACUUUCAAAGUCAAAUAGAUAAAAUACAUAAUAUAAAAAUAAUUUAAAGUAGAAAUUUAUUGAAAAAAUGGCAAACUCUGAUUCAAUUCAAGUUAGUUCAUUACCUCUACCACCGAUCCAGUACAUUAAUUUGUAUACAGACGAAAAUGUACGUCGAGGAAGAGCUCCUAGACCUCCUCCACCAAUUCAUGAUAACUACUCGAUGUUUGGCAAUCUUUUUAAUGCAGAUGACACAAUUAUAAGACCUUUGGAAGCUCAAGGAAUCAAAAGACUCUAUCCUCAACAUUUUGACAGACGUAGAGAAUUGAAAAAAUUGAAUCAUUCUCUACUUGUGAAUUUUUUGGAUCUAAUAGAUCUUUUAGUUCAGUGUCCUGAUAGUCCUCGAAGAGCUGAAAAGGUGGAAGAUUUAAGCCUUCUGUUCAUUCACAUUCAUCACCUACUUAAUGAAUUCCGGCCACACCAAGCUAGAGAAACAUUGCGAGUGAUGAUGGAAUUACAAAAACGUCAAAGAUUAGAAACUGCGAUGAGAUUUCAAAAACAUCUGGAGAAAGUGCAAGAAAUUUUACACCACGCUCUUCAAAUGUUACCAGAUACAUCAGAAUUAGAUUCUAAAUUAGCAAUAAAUACGGAAGCCAUGGAAUGCAGUGAUAGUUUGAACUCUGAACAACAGAAUGUCGAUCCAUGUAGUCCAAAUGAUAGGAUAAUGUGUAAAAUGAUUGAUGAAAUGAUUUCUUCGAAUAAUCUAUUUUAGUAACAAACAAUAAGUUUAAUUUUAUUUUACUUUUAUGAAUAAUUUGUGAAUAUCUUUAGAGUGAUUCUAUUAAUAAGUUGUAAAUAUGAUCUCAUAAUAAUUAUUAAGUACUUUUGCAAAUAAAUCUUAUACCUACUAGGAUAAUAAAAAUGACUAAAGGUAUUUUUAGA